ACUGACAGAUAGCAGGUGGCGCUAGCAGCAGAGGCUUUUUUAGCAUUGACACAAAGUGUCUGAAAGUAUCCAUGUGAAGAAUAACAGCUCUGGAAAAAAGGAAAAUUCGAGCUGUGUUUUUAUGAAAUGGACGGUGAUAAAACUGAAGUCAAAGGUAAAGUGGGCGACCUGGUGAUGCAGAACCCACAAGCGCUGGCGGCUCUUCAGGACAGACUAGACAACUUAACACAGAGUCCUUCAGUUAUGGACAGCUUACCGCUGUCGGUCAGGAGAAGAGUCAACGCCUUAAAGAAUCUGCAAGUCAAGAGUGCACACAUAGAAGCCAAAUUUUACAAGGAGGUACACGAGCUGGAAAGAAAAUACGCUGCUCUAUAUCAACCACUGUUCGAUAAGAGGAAAAGCUUUGUCACCGGUGCAGUGGAACCUACAGAUGAGGAAUGUGAAUGGCAGAGUGAUCACGAGGAUGAAGAGCUGGCAGAUGAGCUACAGAAGAAAGCCUCCAUCGAAGAGAAGAAAGCGGGAGAGGAGGGCACUGCUGAGGAAAAUCCCAAAGGAAUCCCUGAAUUCUGGCUCACGAUAUUCCGCAGCGUGGACAUGCUGAGCGAUAUGUUACAGGAAGCCGAUGAGCCGAUCCUCAAACAUCUACAAGACAUUAAAGUGAUAUUUUCUGGACCUGAUGAACCAAUGAGUUUCACUUUAGAGUUUCAUUUUGAACCUAACAGUUACUUUAAAAACACGGUUCUCACAAAAGUCUACAAGAUGAAAUCGGAACCUGACGCCGACGAUCCGUUCUCCUUCGAAGGCCCAGAGAUCAUCGACUGCGAGGGAUGUGAGAUCGAAUGGCACAAAGGGAAAGAUGUAACCGUCAAAACGAUUAAGAAGAAACAGAAGCACAAGGGCAGGGGUAUCGUGAGGACGGUCACUAAACAAGUGCCCACUGACUCCUUUUUUAACUUUUUUAACCCAAUUAAAGUUUCCCCCGAUAGUGAAUUGGAUGAGGACUCUGAAAUUACCCUAGCCACAGAUUUUGAAAUCGGCCAUUUCUUCAGAGAGAGGAUAGUACCAAGAGCUGUGUUGUACUUCACCGGAGAGGCGCUGGAGGACGACGAGAGCUUUGAGGAAGAAGAGCUGGAUGAAGGUGAAGAGGAGGAUCAGGAGGAUGAUAUGGAGGAAGAUGAAGAGGAGGGAGAUACAAAGGCAUAAGUCAUUUGUCACUUCAUGCAUUUCUAGAGCGGAGAAGCCCAACCUGCAGAGUGCAAACAGCAGUAAGAGACUAGCGCCACCUGCAGCCAGUCCGUUUCCUGCUCAGCGUCGCCUGAUCUCUGCACAACAGUCAUCCUAACCAACCCGCAAACGUCAACAGAAUAACAUUGUGCAUGUUUUGAUUUUGUUUUGUUUUUUUUGUUUUUCUCCCAAAAAAUAAUGUUACCAAAAAAAAUAUCUGGUAGAAUAAAACGACAAAAUUCGGUCAUAACUGUGGAUUAUUGCAUUGUGAGCAAACUGCCAAUUCGUUUUUUUUAAAAUUAUUAUUACAUUCUAAACUCCGUUGUUUGUUUUUAAUCCACACCCACAUUCCCAGAAGCCCUCGGAUUCGGAAAGUUGGAAUGGCAUUUUAAUUCCAAAGUUAAUUGAUUUAACCUUAUUUUUUUAUUUUGACUUGAUAGUUUACUCAGGGUUUUUUAUGCUGAGAAAACAUGCACACGCUCCGUUAGGAAACCGCCGAUAAACUGAUCCCACUUCAUCCUUUUGUUUUUGUUUUUUUAUUUUAUUUUGUUUGUCUUAGGUUCUUAUGAUUUUAUUAUCUCUCCGAAACCUUUUUAGAUCUAUUUCAAAUUAUUCUGAAGUUAUUUAUAUAAACCUUGCUCUUUUUUUUUAACGGUGUUAAACUACAUGGAUUGUUCCUGUCCCCCCAGCUGGAUUUCAGAGAGUGGAAGAGCGUUCUCUAAUGUCCUGUGUCCUCUUCCUUUAACUACGAUGUUGUUGCUUUACUGCCCCCGAGCGCUUACUAAAGAAUUAAAUAUCAAAAUUGCCAAAAUAUCUACUGUUUUCUUUAUUCAUUGUUAGAAAAAUAACUAUGCUGAUAUUGACAAUGCACUAUUGACCAGCAGAGGGCAGCAGAAUCAGACCCAUAAAAUACAAGUGCAGACCGUUUAUAAGAAGAAGAGUGGGCUAUUGACAGGAACUACUAAUAAAUGUUGUAUAGAAAUAUCUUUGUGUGGGAAUUACAUUUAAUAUAUGGAUACACUGGUUGAGAGAGACCAGAAGACACAUUGUCUUAAAGAAAUCUGAACAUUAUUCCUAAGAGACCAGAGAGUCUUAAAGACUGCUGCACACACCAUAUACCCACUGUAGAGACCUUUAAACACUGUAACAUACACCACAUGUUACAGAGAGACUGGAACAACAGACUGCAACACACCAUAUAGCAGCAGUGGAGACCUUUAAAUACUCACAUACACGUUGAUUCCAUACACCAUUGCAGAGAGACCAGAAGACACAUUGUCUCAAAGAACAUUAUCGUAGAGAGACCAGAACAAUACUGAGUCUUAUACACUCUAACACACACCAUAUACCUACUGUAGAGACCCUUAAACACUCACAUAGAAAUUGGACCACACCACAUACAUGUUACAGAGAGACCAGAACACAGUUGCAGAGAGACUGGAAUUCAUACACCAUCACAAAUCGACCUGAACACACACUGUUGCCAAAAGCAGAAUCCAUAUACCAUCACACACCAGAACACACAUCAUUGGUGCCCAGAACACACACCAGUGUAAAGAGACUGAAACACAUUGUUGGAGAGAGACCAGAAGACACAUUGUCUUAAAGAAACCUAAUCAUUAUCACAGAGAGACCAGAACAAUUCUCUGACACACCAUAUACCCACUGUAGAGCCCUAUAAACACUACAGUACAAAAACUGGAACACACACCAAACAUGUUACAGAGAGACCGGAACCAAUACACCAUCAUAAAGAGACCUUAACACAUCACUGCAGAGAGACCAGAACCAAUACAGCAUCACAAAAAGACCUGAACACACCACUGCAGAGAGACCAGAGAGACC
Hemibagrus wyckioides is the source of this 3069-nucleotide messenger RNA. It is a transcript of the gene nap1l4b, whose product is annotated as nucleosome assembly protein 1-like 4b. NCBI's taxonomy places the organism in Eukaryota, Metazoa, Chordata, Actinopteri, Siluriformes, Bagridae. Gene Ontology annotation, biological process: nucleosome assembly. Gene Ontology annotation, molecular function: histone binding; chromatin binding. The record is from RefSeq and is a predicted model, not a curated record. The coding region runs from base 127 to 1203 and encodes 358 amino acids. Gene Ontology annotation, cellular component: nucleus; chromatin. The transcript has 15 exons.